AUGCUUCGGCAACUUUUGAUCCGCGAUGGAUUGGGAUGGCAGUUGGUCUCUUGGCCCCUGCCCCCCACGCGGCUGCUGCUAUUCAGCCCUUCCUUCGCAGUGCUCAGCACAGCGUUGCCACAUGGACUUCCAAAUGGGAUCCAAAAGGAAUUCCCUUUGUCGGUCAAGGACCAGCAAGAAACAGAGGCCUGGCAGUUGCUGUCUCAUCAGCGCUUGGAGGAAGAGUUGCAAGUUGAAGUGGAUGGAUAUGUGAGUUUCAGUGUGGACCGACCUCGAGGUCAAGCACCUCUGGUGCUGCGCGAACUGCCCGAAACCGUGGGGAGCAAGGUGUGGCGAGGCGCCUGGUUGUUGUGGAAAUCGCUGGAAGUUUAUGGUUUACAGGGAGCCUCCAACAUCCUGGAGUUGGGCUCCGGUGUCGGCCUGGUGGGUCUCCUGUUGGCCGCGGACCGCGGCGUCCACGUGACGCUCUCGGAGACCCGCAGCGCCUACGCCGGCGCCGCAGUGACCUUCGAGAACCUCCGGCAGAACGUGGAGACCAACCGGUGGAACGUGGCGCAGAGUGGUGGAGACGUGGAGGUCUUGGAACUGGAUUGGACUCAAGGUUUGGAUGAGAAACAUGACUUUGAUUUGGUGAUUGGCAGUGAUAUUUUAUAUGAACCCCAUCUGUUUGAGGAUUUGUUGGAUGUGUUGCAAGCUGCAGCUGACCGUGCCAUUCUGGUGCAAAACCUGGCGCGCAAAGGGACCCAGUACUUCCUGCAGCUCUGCGAGCAACGCUGCGUGGCUGUCAGGGCAGUAGAUGUGUCGCACCUGGAUGAGGAGAUGAAGCUCCUAGAUGCUAAAGAUGGCGUUUAUCAGUGCUGGUUUCUGGACUUCACCGCUAAUGGCUGUUGAUAGCUUCACUUAUGCUGGAGAUGCUGAUGGCAUGAUGGAGAUGCUAUGCAAAGUGGUUAACUUUGCUUCAGUUUGAACAGGACCCUGAGCCGUUGGGCAAGAUGUUGAGAAGCCGGUCUGGCACAUGAAGCAGAUUGUCAGAGUUUCCAACAUGACCUGACGGACACAACAAUUUAGUGGCCAUGCGAAGAAGAAAAAGAAGAGCGGGUGGAGGCUGUCGGUAUGUUCAGGGGUGGAUCAUUGUGGUAUUAACUUAGUAUCCAGUAUGGUUGAUCAUCA
Molecule: messenger RNA, 1170 nt
Organism: Cladocopium goreaui
Lineage: Eukaryota; Dinophyceae; Suessiales; Symbiodiniaceae
Source: the annotation of a GenBank genome assembly